AUGAGCGGCCUCGGACAAAAAGUCAAGGAGAUUCUCCACAAGGACCGUUCCAACGACGAUGCUACCCCUCAUCCCCCAGGUUCGUUCCCCACAGAAGACAUGGAGCCCAGCGACACCAGAGAGGGAUACUCCAAGAAAUACGAGCACAACAAGCUUCACAAGGCUGACGAUCCUCGCGGUUGGACAGAGAGCGACAAGGACGCUUCCCGCAGCCAUGGCUACAAGGACUCAAGUGUCGGAAUGACCGGUUCUGAGGACCGUACUUCCUACAAGCCUGGCCAUGAGAACAUGUCUGAGAGACGCGACGAGUCUUUUGGCGACCGACGCGACGAUACCCUUGGUGGCAGACGUGACGAUACCCUCGGUGGUAGACGGGAUGACACUCUGGACCGAACAACCGAGUCCAGCACAAUGGGACAGAAGGAUCCUCUUGCACCAUCUACCCAAGAGCACCCUUACUGGGGUGACCUCCCCAGCCAAGGCGGUGUUCACAACUCCGUUAUUGGCCACGGUAGCCCUGAAGACGAAGCCCGACGUCACCGAGAUGUACACUCCGGUGCGACAGAGGCUACUCACAACCCCAGUAGCACUCUGGAGAGUGGCACUUUCCUUAGCCGACGCGAUCGCGACGAUUCCACUAGGAACACCGACCCUAAUGCCACCCGCCCCGGUGAGCAAAUGCGCCCCGACGAGAGAACAUCUGGCUCCCAUUACAAGGAGGGACUUGCUGGUGCUGGUGCUUAUGGCGCCCACAAGCUGAGCGAGCGACGCGACCGUGAUGACACCCUCGGCAACACAGAGCCCUACGGCAGCCGUCCUGGUGAUCAGACACGCCCCGACGAGAGAACAUCCGACUCGCACUACAAGGAAGGACUCGCCGGUGCUGGUGCUGCUGGCGCUGGAGCAUACGGAGCUCACAAGCUGAAUGAGCGACGCCACGACAAGGACGAGCCCAGACAGUACGACCAGACUGCCGACAGGACUCAGCCUGAGGAGCACAAGCACAGGGCAUUCCCCCUUCUUGGCAAGGACCACAAGGAGCCCAAGGAGCACAAGGAACACCACCACCACGACAAGGUCAAGGAUGACAAGGAGAAGGACAGCAAGCUUGGCGGUCUCUUCCACCGAAAGGACAAGGAUGAUGCUGAGCGUGUCGGUGAUUAUGACAAUGACAAGCACCACCACUCCAAGACUGGUCCUGCUCUAGGUGCUGCUGGCGCUGCCGGUGCCGCAGGAGCAUACGCUGCUACCAGGGACCGACACGACGAUGACAACCGUCGCGACAACACUGCCCGCGAUUACCAGGACCCUUCUGCUACUCAGCACACUACCAAGUACCCCGCCGCUGGUCUCGACUCUUCUCGUGACUACAGCACCCAGGGCACCAACCCCUCCUCUGGUGGAGCUACCCAGAUGCCUUAUCGCCAGCAGGACAUCGACUCUCACCGCGGUCGCGACAUUGCCACUGGUGCUACUGGCGGUGCUGCCGCUGGUCUCGGUGCUGGAGCUCUCGCUUCGCACUAUGGUCGUCGCGAUGAUGACCGUACUGCCAAUCAGCGCGGUACUGGCUUUGACAACCAGAGCUACGACCCCUCUGCUACAUCCCAACAGUCUGGCUCCCAGCACAUGCAUGGCUUGAGUGCCCUUGCUGUAGCUGACGACCGCUACGACUCUCAGGCCAACCAGCCCACCAACUUCUCUCACAAGGACCCCAUGGGCCAGAACCAGCAGCACGAUUCUCACCGUGGUGCUGGCCUGGCUGCUGGUACCGCUGCUGGACUUGGCGCUGGUGCCCUUGCAUCACGAUCUGGCCGUGAUCAUGACCGCGACGACCGCUCUGGCCUCGAGUCCAACCGUGGCUACGAGAAUCAGUCUGCUUACCCCACUGAGGGCUCUGCCAUGGACCCCUCCUCUCGCGGCUACGACCAGCAGCAUGACUCCCACCGAGGCACUGGUAUGGCUGCUGGUACUGCUGCCGGUCUUGGUGCUGCUGGCCUGGCCUCUCAUGCCGGUCGCGACAAUGACCGCAACGAGCGCUCUGGUCUCGGCUCCAACCAAGGCUUCCAGUCUCAGGAUCCCUACUCUAGUGAGCGUUCUGCUAUGAACCCUGGUUCUCAGGACGCUUACUCAAGUGAGCGAUCUGCUAUGAACCCUGGUUCUGAGCAGCGAGACUCCCACCGAGGCGCUGGACUCGCCACUGGUGCUGCCGCUGGUCUUGGAGCCGGUGCGCUCGCUUCCCACCCUGCUGACCACCGACGUGAGAAUGACCAGUUUAACACUGGCGACAACAACCGUGGUUUCCAGUCCCAGUCUGGCAUGACCGGCUCUGGCCUUGGUAACCAGAUGGGUGAGAACACUGGCUUCGGUAACCAAUCCGGCAUGACUGGUAUGGGCCAGAACACUGGUCUUGGUAACCAGUCUGGUAUGGCCGAGAACACUGGUAUGAUGGGUAACACCUCUGGCAAUGACUUCUCCAACAAGCAGUCCAUGCCCGGCGCUCAACCCGAGCGUGAGUCUGAGCCUUUCACCGAGCGAAAGAAGGAGCAUGACCACACUCUCAUGGACAACGCCAACUCUGGAAAGUACAACAAGCUUUCUUCUGGUACACCUUCCGGUAUCGCAUACGACUAA
Messenger RNA from Fusarium coffeatum, 2631 nucleotides. RefSeq lists its product as uncharacterized. The coding region runs from base 1 to 2631 and encodes 876 amino acids. The transcript has a single exon. The record is from RefSeq and is a predicted model, not a curated record. NCBI's taxonomy places the organism in Eukaryota, Fungi, Ascomycota, Sordariomycetes, Hypocreales, Nectriaceae.